Hirundo rustica (Barn swallow) is the source of this 4471-nucleotide messenger RNA. RefSeq names its product RAB3 GTPase activating protein catalytic subunit 1 (gene RAB3GAP1). Lineage: Eukaryota; Metazoa; Chordata; Aves; Passeriformes; Hirundinidae. The record is from RefSeq and is a predicted model, not a curated record. Gene Ontology annotation, biological process: positive regulation of GTPase activity. Gene Ontology annotation, molecular function: GTPase activator activity. The coding region runs from base 56 to 2788 and encodes 910 amino acids. The transcript has 24 exons.
GCCUCUACCGCGUUCCCGGCAGCCUCCGCCGCUGGGCGGCCGGCUGCGGCGCAAGAUGGCGGCGGACAGCGACCCCGAGUCGGAGGUGUUCGAGAUCACGGACUUCACCACCGCCUCCGAGUGGGAGAGAUUUAUUUCGAAAAUAGAAGAAGUGUUGAAUGACUGGAAACUUAUUGGGAUUUCUUCAGGCAAACCCCUAGAUAAGGGUAUAUUUACCACAGGGACUUGGGAAGAGAAAUCGGAUGAAAUUUCAUUUGCAGACUUCAAAUUCUCAGUUACCCACCAUUAUCUUGUGCAAGAACCCAGUGACAAAGAUGGGAAGGAAGAGCUGGGAGAAGAUGCCCUUCCUCUGCCAAUGCAGGACUUGCUGUGCAUGAGCAAUGACUUUCCUCCUCGAGCCCACUGUCUGGUGAGAUGGUACGGCUUACGUGAGUUUGUGGUUAUUGCUCCAGCUGCAAAUAACGAUGCUGUUGUUAGUGAAUCCAAGUGUAACCUCUUGCUGAGUUCCAUUUCCAUUGCACUGGGCAACACUGGCUGUCAGGUGCCGCUGUUUGUGCAGAUCCAUCACAAGUGGCGCCGGAUGUACGUGGGGGAGUGCCAGGGCCCGGGCGUUCGCACGGACUUCGAGAUGGUUCACCUGCGCAAGGUGCCCAGCCAGUACACCCACUUGUCAGGGCUGCUGGACAUCUUCAAAACCAAGAUUGGCUGCCCUUUAACACCUCUGCCUCCAGUUAGCAUCGCUAUUCGGCUUACCUUCGUGCUCCAGGACUGGCAGCAGUACUUCUGGCCGCAGCAGCCACCAGAUAUAGAUGCUCUAGUUGGGGGAGAAGUUGGAGGCCUGGAAUUUGGGAAGUUGCCAUUUGGUGCCUGUGAAGAUCCUAUUAGUGAGCUGCAUUUGGCUACAACGUGGCCUCACCUCGCAGAAGGGAUAAUUGUCGACAACGAUGUUUAUUCUGACCUGGAUCCGCUUCAAGCACCCCAGUGGUCUGUGAGAGUUAGAAAAGCAGAUAACCCUCAGUGUCUGUUGGGUGACUUCCUUACUGAAUUCUUCAAGCUUUGCCGUCGGAAGGAGUCAACGGAUGAGAUACUCGGAAGGUCUGCAUUUGAUGAGGAAGGAAAAGAGGUGGCAGAUAUCAGCCACGCGCUGUCCAAGCUCACGGAGCCAGCCCCGGUCCCGAUCCCCAAGCUGUCAGUCACAAACAUGGUUCACAGUGCCAAGAAAAAGAUCCGCAAGCACAGAGGCGUGGAUGAGUCUCCUCUGAACAAUGAUGUGCUCAACACCAUUCUCCUGUUCUUAUUUCCUGAUGCUGCUGACAAACUUGCAGAUGUGUUUGAAAACAGAGCCAGCACUUCAGCAGGAAACAAUCCUCCUCCAGAGAAUGAAGAUUAUAAUCUCUUCAGUCAGUUUAAGUCUGCUCCAUCUGACAGUCUGACAUACAAAUUGGCUUUAUGUCUUUGUAUGAUAAACUUCUACCAUGGAGGAGUCAAGGGAGUGGCACAUCUUUGGCAAGAGUUUGUGCUGGAAAUGCGUUACAGAUGGGAGAACAACUACCUUAUUCCAGGAUUAGCGAAUGGCUCUCCAGAUCUGAGGUGUUGUUUACUGCAUCAGAAACUUCAGAUGCUCAAUUGUUGCAUUGAAAGGAAGAAAGCAAGAGAUGAGGGGAAAAGGGGGAGCAUGUCUGAUCGUUCACCUGGUGGUACUUCUGGUGAUGGUGCCAAAGGAGGAGACCACUCUGGAGACAACCCUGACAAGGAAAAAGAAUUUGGCAAGUCUUGGGAAUCGUGGAGUGACAGUGAGGAGGAAUUUUUUGAAUGUCUUAGUGACACAGAAGAUCUUAAAGGAAAUGGACAGGAAAAUGGCAAGAAAGGAGCAAAAGAGUCUGUAAACUUAAAACCAGAAGGCCGUUUGCAUCCACAUGGAAAACUGAUGCUGCUGCAUCCAGGAGAGCCUCUCUAUGUUCCAAUAACACAGGAGCCGGCCCCCAUGACUGAGGACCUGCUGGAGGAGCAGUCGGAGGUGCUGGCCAAGCUGGGGACGUCUGCCGAGGGCGCUCACCUGCGGGCGCGCAUGCAGAGCGCCUGCCUGCUCUCCGACAUGGAGUCCUUCAAGGCAGCUAAUCCUGGCUGUUGCCUGGAGGAUUUUGUGAGGUGGUACUCGCCUCGGGACUACAUCGAGGAGGAAGUGGUUGAUGAGAAGGGGAAUAAAGUCAUCAGGGGCGAGCUGAGCGCCCGCAUGAAGAUUCCCAGCAACAUGUGGGUGGAGGCCUGGGAGACAGCAAAGCCAGUGCCAGCACGGAGGCAGAAGAGGCUCUUUGAUGACACCAGGGAGGCUGAGAAGGUGCUUCAUUACCUUGCAGUUCAGAAACCAGCUGACCUUGCAAGGCAUCUCCUGCCUUGCAUCAUCCAUGCAGCUGUACUCAAGGUAAAGGAGGAAGAAGCACUAGAAGAUAUAUCUUCAGUUAAGAAGAUUAUUAAGCAGAUAAUAUCCCAUUCCAGCAAAGUGCUACGUUUUCCCAGUCCAGAGGACAAGAAGUUGGAAGAAAUAAUUGCUCAGAUUAUGAGUGUGGAAGCCAUCAUUGCCAGGGCAAGGUCUCUCAAAGCAAAAUUUGGGGUAGAGAAAUGUGAAAAUGAAGAGGAGAAAGAAGAUCUACAAAGGUUUGUAAACAGUCUCCUGGAGCAGCCAGAAGUGUCAGUUGUGGGUGCAGGAAGAGGACCUGCUGGCAGCAUCAUUCACAAGCUGUUUGUGAAUGCUCAGAGGUCUCUAGGGAAGAUGUGUCUGCAAAUCUGAACCUGCCAAGCAGCCACCCUUACAGCCUCCCCUGUAAAGCCUCAGACUGUGCCCUGUAAGUGAUGCACACACAUGCACUUGCUUCUCUCAGAGAGGCAGUGUGUUUUCAGAUCUGAGUAAGUUUGUACCCUUAGGAUGUGUGCAGAUUCCUAGGGUUUUGUUUUGAAACACCACUAGCUGAAGCAGGUUACAGGUAUUUCCCACCAGUAUCUGGUCAGUGUUAAUUAAAGUUUCUUAGUGGGACAGGAACCAACUUGCUGCAAAGCCCACUUUGUGUUUAACCUGCCAUGAGUUAUUUCAGUAGAGAGCUGUUUGGUAAAUGAAGUGAAAUGAGUUCCUUGUUCGUUACCUUUUGAACCUGGCCUCCUCUCUGAGCUGUGUAUAAUGUGUUCUGUUGAGUUUUCUCAGGAACAUUCUGAUAGCCAUUGCAUGUUCUUGGAGUGCAUGAUGUCUCUUAAACCUACAGUCUCCUCCUAACCUCUUGUAAGUCACCUCUGACUUGCCUUUGUUUCUGUCUUUCAUCACUGGUUCUUUUCUCAUCCCUUUCCAAGCUGACUGAAUCUUCUGAUGAGGUAACCGACUUUGUCCCUCCUUUCCCUCUCAUCUUCUCUGCAUAGACCUGAACCUUAUGGUAGAUAAAGUGCAGCAGCCAGAUUUAGUUUGUACUGGUGUUCACAUGUGGAGCAUAGAAAUAACUUUGUGUUUCCAGAAUGGUUUUUCUGCAUUCACACUUUAUUUUUAGAGCCUAAUAAUGCAUAGUGAAAAGAGAUAGAAAUGUUUAAUUAAAAAGAAGACAACUAAAAAAAACCUUCUCAAAAUGAAAAAAGCAACCAAACAAGAAACAUUUCUUCAAGUGAGUAUUGAUGUUUUCUGAUGCUGAAAUAUGUGGCCAUGCCUUUAUAUUCUUUGUUGCCACCACUGUUUGUUGAUGUUUUGGGAGGAGGUGGUGAUGAACAAUUAGCUGGAUGCUGCAUUCCCAACACUUGUGCUUCCUGAAGCUAUGGAACGUUUUGGACACAGAUAUUUGGGAAAGAAGCAGGGUAACUAUGUAAAGUGUAGCACAGAGAUGCUCUCUGCUGGUUUCCUGUUCUUGUGGGAGCCACACCUCAGUACAUGCCUGAAUUAGGAAGGAGGCUAUGAGGGUUGGUGAGGGCGUGUAUCCAUCGGUGUGUGCAAUUAGGGAAUGUUUAUUGGGCGUGCCAGCCCUUGCUCCCGUCUCCAGGCAUCGCUGCCUGGUCUGAGGCAGCGAGCAGCUGCUGGGAUGGUGCAGUCUCGCUCUGCAGAGUGAUUUCAGCCAGGCUCUCUGGCCAUGAAAAGCCCAUCCUGCAGCGGUGUUGGAGUCUGGAAGGCAGGUGCCUGUCAGGACUGCUCUAGCGGCACUGACGAUUUUGGAGUGGAGGCUGCCGUGGCCUCCUGUAGCUGCAGGGAGCCGAGGAGAGCACCCUGCUUGAGAAGGGGCCAUUUCCUCCGGUCACAGCCUUGCUUCACAGGGCCAGACAUCAGGAACUUCAGCUAGGCAGAGCUUCACCACGCACACGAGGCUUCUUCCAUCCGGUUAGCGCGCUUGAUUUCCUAGCAUCCCAUUAGCGCUUUGCCGUGUGUGCACAUAAAGCCUCUCGCUGCGUUCCCCGUGUCUAAUCCUCCUCUGAGCACCGUUCCCCGCCGUUAGCAGCAGCGUGCCCC